AAACAAAAGAUUGUAAACAAAAUGUGCAGAAAGCUUGCUGUCAGUGAUUGUUUACGACAUUUUUGUGCAAAAAAUGUGUGAAAAUUUUAAUUUCAGUCUAUGUAAUGUUAUUUUGUACUGAAAAAGACCAACAUAGCAUUGUGAAAAAUGAGCGACGAGCUGAUGUCAGACAGUGAAUCAGAGGCAGUUGAUUUUUCCGCCAGCGAAGAUGAAUGGCUUCCGGAAACUGCCCAAAAAGGGCGCAGCACCAAGUCAACAACAUCCGGUGGGGUUCAGCUCCGGGAAUCCUCGGAAGACGACGAGGAGGACAGUGAAGCUAGCGAUAACGAUGAUGUACCGAGGAGGAUUUCUAUAAAGAAAACCGCCAAUUCCAUCAGGAAACCUCGAGCUGCACCGAAACCUAAAUCAGCAUCGGCCCAGAAGAAGAAACAAGCUGAUUCCGACAGCAGUGGAGACGAGCAUUUUGUCGACGCAGAUCAGUUGGACCUGAACUCUGAAUUCUUCAGCCAAGCUCCGGUUGUGCAACCUUCCGGAAAUGUACCACAGUUUAAUUGCAAUGCCGGGGUACGGUUAUCGGAUUCCUCUGAAGAAGAUGAGUCCGAUAAAGGCGAAUCAGACAAAGAGGAUUCGGCUGGGGACAGGAAUCGAAAAGCCAACAAAGAUCUCAUCGCAAAGAUUAACAAAAGCUCGCAGAGCUUUGUCAACUUCGAAGGACUGGAUCAGUUUAAUCGGAACAUUGAGCAUGCCAAGAAACAGCUGAAGUCCUUUGAAGGGAAAGAAUCCAAGAACGACUCAGCGUUAGAUAUUGGAGAUCUGUUGGCCAUGGGAGAAGAUAAUAAGAAAGAAACGAGCAGCCAACCUAUGAAGUCUUCCAAAUCCAAGAGAAAGAAGGACGAUUCGGAUUCGGAUUGGGAGGAUGUCGAAGAAAAGGAGGAACCCCGAUCUCAACAGGAUGUUCAGAUAACCCUGGAUGUUAAUCCGGUUGCAGCACAAAAAAAGAAGCGGUGUAAUGAGUUCGAUAUCGAGGCAUGUAUCAAACGAGUGAUCAAUCGGGAAAAGCGUGAAAAUCAACUAGUACUCCAUAAGGUUAACAUCGUGAUGGCAAUUGCACACGGAAAUUACGUUAACACAGUCCUGAACGACUCUAAACUACUCGAGUUGGCUUUGUCCAUGAUUCCGUCGCAAAAGUGCUACCCAAAAGACAGAACCAAUCUGCAAUACUUCGAACAGAUCACCAAGUUCUUCAAGGAAAUAAUGGACCUCAAGGAGCGGCGGAUGUUCUGUCGUUUCAAGAAGCUACCCACUUUGCAGACUUCCUUGCGGCUGCAGAUGCUGACCAAGGCGGCCAUCUGCAAGCGAGACUACAUUCUGUUGUUCAUAAUUCUGCUGCGCGCCAUCGGAGUUCAGUGUCGCAUGGUCAUGUCGCUGGUGGUGGUGCCGAAGAAGCUACCCCAAGCCGAGCUCCAUCAAACUAAGUCGAAAACGAAACUCGAUGCACCGAAGGAUGAGACGGUCUCGUCGUCCAAGGUGUCCAAGGCUUCCAGUGCUAGAAAGGGUGGAAAGGUCGAAUCUUCGAAAGUUGAUCACGAUUAUGGCGAAGAAAAGAUAAAAAGAAAGCGUUGUUUUAAGGAGAAAGCAGCUAGCAAUGCCUUGGGGAAAAUACCUCAGCUUGAUGGCAAUGACGAUUCGACUGGUGUGCCGAGCAAGAAACCAAAAACGAAUGCUUCUCGGAAUGCAAGAAAUCAGACAUCUAACACUGGCUCGAAGGUCUCUAAUUCUAAGUUACAAGAAGUGAACAUGUUUUCACCACGAAAAACUCGAAAACAACGCCAGGGGCAAAAUAAAAGCAGCGCAAUCGGCGAGCCAUCUAAGCCAAAGACCUCGAAGCAAAAUGACAAUCCAUCUCCAGUUCCUGGUGCUUCUGCUUCUCCUUCGUCUAUUCUGAUUCGUAAAGAUUACAAGGAUAAAUCCGGGAAGAAAACAUCAAUUGAGGUAAAAACAGAAUCUACAACGAAGAGUAAAAUUGCGCCCAAGACCUUACCAAGUAACUCAAAAGCAAAUCAAGACGCCAAGCAAUCGAAAGCUGUAACAACUAAAGCAAUAAAAUCAUCACCAAAGCUUGAUAAAGCAAAAUCCAGUGCUGCUCCUAAACCAAGCCCUAAAAUACUCAAAGUUGAAAUAUUUGACAAGAAGCUCAAACAACGGCUGGACCGUCGAGUGUUGUCAACGGAUGACGAAGUCCGCCACGCUCCCGAUGACAACAAAACCAAGAUCAAAUCCGGCAUCAAUCUUUGGAUCGAGGUCUACGCCGAAGAGGAAGAACAAUGGGUCCCGAUCGACGCUGAGGCCGCCAAAGUGCACUGCCUGGAUCACAUUGUUAAGCAGGCUUCUUCCCCGUUGGUCUACAUCCUCGCCUGGAACAACGACGGCACUAUCAAGGACGUUUCCGCUCGCUAUUGUCCAAAUUAUGCCACAACCACCAAAAAGCUCCGCGUUGAGGAUGACUGGCUGGAGGAAACGCUGGCCAAGUUCAGGGGAAAACGUACGGCCCGGGACAUUGAGGAAGACCGUACCCUGAAUCAGGCUCUGAUGGAGCAACCGUUGCCCAAAACUAUCAGCGAGUACAAAAACCAUCCGCUUUACGCGUUGAAGCGCCACUUGCUCAAAUUCGAGGGAAUCUAUCCGCCCGAUGCCCCCACGCUGGGCUUCAUCAAGGACGAGCCAGUGUACGCAAGGGAGUGCGUUCAGACGCUUCAUUCGCGGGAAAUUUGGCUCAAGCAAGCCCGCACGGUCAAGCUGUUCGAAACGGCGUACAAGGUCGUCAACGCCCGGCCCAAAUACGAUCGGGCUUCCGGGCAAAUGCUGCCAGCGCAGCCUCUGGAGCUUUUCGGCUAUUGGCAAACCCAGGACUACGAACCGCCGACGGCCGAGGACGGAAUUGUGCCAAGGAAUGCGUACGGCAAUGUAGAACUCUUCAAACCUUGCAUGCUGCCGAAGAAAACCGUUCACUUGCAAUUGCCGAGUUUGAACCGCAUCUGCAAGAAGUUGGGCAUCGACUGUGCCCAGGCCGUGACAGGAUUCGAUUUCCACGGCGGAAGUAGCCAUCCGGUGUACGACGGGUUCGUGGUUUGCGAGGAGUACAAGGAUAUCGUGGUGGACGCCUGGUACCAGGAGCAGGAGCAGGAAGAGAAGCGAGAACGGGAAAAGUAUGAAAAGCGGGUGUAUGGUAAUUGGAAGAAGCUGAUCAAAGGUUUGCUAAUUCGCCGAAGGCUCCAGAACAAGUACAACUUCGAUAAUCUCUCUGGAUAGGUUUACGGUUCAUGUAUGUCAUCGAAAAUAAAAGCUGGUCUCGAUCUGAAUGGAA
This is a messenger RNA of Aedes aegypti (yellow fever mosquito), 3364 nucleotides long. RefSeq names its product DNA repair protein complementing XP-C cells homolog (gene Xpc). The coding region runs from base 148 to 3309 and encodes 1053 amino acids. Gene Ontology annotation, cellular component: XPC complex; nucleotide-excision repair factor 2 complex; cytoplasm. NCBI's taxonomy places the organism in Eukaryota, Metazoa, Arthropoda, Insecta, Diptera, Culicidae. The transcript has 5 exons. The record is from RefSeq and is a predicted model, not a curated record. Gene Ontology annotation, biological process: mismatch repair; nucleotide-excision repair. Gene Ontology annotation, molecular function: damaged DNA binding; single-stranded DNA binding.